Stegastes partitus (bicolor damselfish) is the source of this 4026-nucleotide messenger RNA. RefSeq names its product polyhomeotic-like protein 2. Gene Ontology annotation, biological process: negative regulation of DNA-templated transcription. Bases 198 to 1043 code for a protein of 281 amino acids. The record is from RefSeq and is a predicted model, not a curated record. NCBI's taxonomy places the organism in Eukaryota, Metazoa, Chordata, Actinopteri, Pomacentridae. Gene Ontology annotation, molecular function: chromatin binding; zinc ion binding; histone binding. The transcript has 7 exons. Gene Ontology annotation, cellular component: nucleus; PRC1 complex.
GCACCGCCGUUGAUGGUGUGUGUGCAGCUCGAAGAAGGCGAAACAUUGCGAGGAUAUGAAUCGGUGGCCGACUUUGCGUGACUCCGUGUAGCGGGCCGCCUCUCCCGGCUUCGGCUGCGAACACGUCGGCCUUCGGUGGAGGCGGCGGAGCGGCCGUUUCGGCGGAGGGAGCGUGACGGGUGGCCUGUGCUCCAGUCAUGACCUCCGGGAAUGGGAACACUAACAGCAGCCAGCCCAAUGGAGAGAGCAAGCCAGCCCAGGCCCUAGUCAAGUCCCACAUCCUCACCCAUCUGAUAGAAGGCUUUGUUAUCCAGGAGGGAGCUGAACCUUUCCCAGUGGAGCGUCCAUCUUUCUCAAUAGAGAGCUUAAGGAGGAACACAGCAGAUUCAAAGAUGGACAGCCUCUCGCCAAAGGAGAUCAAGUCCCAGCAGGAGCCCAUGCUGACCUGUGAGCUGUGUGGCAGGGUUGAUUUCGCCUACAUCUUCAAGAGGUCCAAGAGGUUCUGUUCUACAGUGUGCGCUAAACGAUACAAUGUGGGAUGCACAAAGAGAAUGGGUCUUUUCCCGAACCGCAAAACCACCCUGGAGAACAUGAAGAAGCAAAGAGCGCUGAACGGAAACCACAAAAACACCACUUUAGAGUCUAAAAAGAAGAAGCCGGCUGCAGCUGCUCUGUCCACUGGUCACUCAGUCCACCCUGCGCAGGGAGAGUCCAGCCAAUGCUCGGACUUGUCCGGCUACAAAAGACCCCCGGCUCCCCUGUCGGCUGCCCAGCGGGUGCCGGCGACGCAAGGCUCCGAGCAUCCCCUGCUGCCCCCCAGCUUCCUGCCCGGUGACCCUGUCCAGUGGAACAUAGAAGAUGUCUACGAGUUCAUCUCCUCUCUGCCAGGUUGUCUGGAGAUCGCCGAGGAGUUCCGCUCUCAGGAGAUCGAUGGCCAGGCGCUGCUGCUGCUGAAGGAGGACCACCUUAUGGGAGCCAUGAACAUCAAACUGGGUCCUGCGCUCAAGAUCUUCGCUCAGAUUAGCAUGCUCAAAGACUCGUAACCCAACCUCACACACUUCCCCACGAGGCAGCUCCGCUCUCACCGGACAAACGCGGCGAUCCCACACGUUGACAAACUUUUUGAGUUGAGUUCAGGUUCCAGGCCGGACCUGUUUGAUGGAUAUUUGGUCCUGGUCUGCUUACAUCAAGGACCUCAGCUGUUCAACUGGCUUUCUACGCGGUUAGCUUCACUCUGCCGCUACUUCAGGAAAAACGUCUCCCCCGGGUCAGGGAGUAAUACUGUGUUAGUAGUUAGGCUGUGUUGGGGGGAAAGGGUUUGAUUAAGAAUACCUUCAGUUUGCAUAGUUUGUUACUGUACUUUUUAAGACUUAAGGUCAUCACUUGAUUUGUUUUUGUAUUCCUGACUGUGAAGAUUUCUGAUUGCUGUUUCAGACCAACAUUCUGGUAAAUGGACUGACUCUUACCUGCUGAGAAGAGCAUCGUCAUCCCUGUACAUCCUGUUAGUCCUGAUCCAGGACCUUUGUUCUGCCUAUCACAGUCCUGCAUUGCCAUCUCCUCACAAGUUAGACUUUUGUAUUGUCGAUGGAAGAGACUUUUCUUGUUGUUUUUAGUUAAUUCUAGGCCAGAGACGUAGUAGUUCUCUAAAUAGUCUUCCACUUACUAGCUUUUUCUAGAGCUCUUUUUGCUACAUCCAGUGUUUAGUGACUGAAGCGGAGCUGGCAAUGCAGGGCGGUGAUGUUUACUAUCAGGAUCCUGGAAGUCCAGAAUGUGUCUGUUCGCCCCAGAGCCGGGAUGUAAUUCAGGUGUUCCAUCAGAAAUCACAAGUGUUUUUAUAGUCGUUCAACAAGAGGAAGUAGUCUGCCCUCCCACAGUGGGACUGAGAUGUGAUGCUGUUUAAAUAUGAACGUAACAUCAGAAUUUCAGACACUUUCUGAAGGAAUAGCACUUCUGAACAUACUGGCUCCUUGACUCUACCAUCAGCUGGGAAGAGAUCCAUCCAACAACCCAAAGCUGUGUAAUGACAGGGACGUUGUAGUUUGCAGUAGGAGCUAUUUAUUGACCAACAACCUACUCCUUCUCAGUGUGCAAGCUGUAUAGUUUAAAGUAGUUGGAAGGCAGACUUUCUCUUGUUGUAGGUCACUUACAUCUCUGUUUUCUGCUAAACCAGACUGAAGAACAAUUUGCAGAACCACUGGCCUGAGCAUAUAGCUGUGAACAAAAGAUUACUUACGCCUGUAAAGACCAUCAAGACUGUGUUGACUUACCAAUGCACCUGUCUGUCAGAAAGACAAUAACUGGUUCACCCCAAGGAUUAAACACCAGCACACGAGUGGAGCAACGUGCAGUCCAGUGCGGUGAGGAGUCAACAGACCUGAACAUAGGAGAGACUGAACAACAGCUCCACAAGAGGAGCGCAUCUCGUCUGAACUCGGCAUCCACCUGCAUCUGAAGGAUAAUGGACACUCCUUUGAGGACAGCAAUGUGCACGACAGAUGGUUUGAAAGAGGAAUGAAGGAAGCUACUUCAAACUGGAACAGCAUCUCUAAACCGAGGACGGGGUUUGGCGACACCACGGAUCCAGCACAGUGAUGGGGGCUCUCCCCAGAGAGUUUCGGCAUCGCUAACAUCUUGAGUCACCAGUGACAUGGCAGGUUCGUAUCCUUUGUUGUGUAAACUGACGGCUCCACCACCACGAUCGCUGUCAUCGUUGUUGAACUCAAUGGUUUCACAGCAAUUCACGCCUUGAGGCACAGAAGUUCUGAGUCAUUAUCGGGCUGUUAACCAUGUGAGCCGGAGCGACUGAAACUCACCAUCACUCAGCAAGAACUGAAGAAGCCUCUUGUGUGAAAGGUGAAAUAUCUUCAAGAACUUUGAAGAGAAGUCCCGUUGAGUUCUCCUGGGUUGUCACAAAAAUUAAACAAUCAUGCAUCUGUCAUACAUCUUUUGAAAAUUUGACAAAAAUCUUCUGGGUCAAAAGUAUACAUACAGCAACCUAAUCAAUCUGUUUUGGAGAUGUAGAUAGUUGUGGUAAUUACAUUUUCUUAAAGGUUCUGUGGUCAGAUAAAACAAAAAUAUUGGGCUAAUUGGCCAUAAUGUCAUGAAGAUGUGUUUGGAGUAGAAAAGGUGGAAUGAUGAAGGAGGAUUAGCUCCACAGCCAGAGGGUCGGACCUUGGAUGCAGUUGUUCCAACACGACAACGACCCCAAACACACAUUAAAAGUGGUUAAAUUGGGGUAGAUGUCAGGUUUUAGACUUGCCUCCUUGAAGUCCUGACCUGAAUCCAAUCGAAGGCCUUUGGACUGUGAUAAAGAAACAAGUCUGUGUCCGAACACAUUUAGUUGAACUGCACCAAAAACUCCCAAAAGUGCCUGGCUGAGGUGACAUUUUGCCAAGAGACAUUUAAUCCAACAUUAGCAUUGUUUGUAUAUUUUUGACGCAGCAGCUUUUGUCAUAUUUCUAGAAAAUGUAUGAUAAAUUUAUAAAAUAAGAAAAAUGCAUGAUUGUUUUUUUUUGUAAAAACGUAUGAGAGUCGAUGGAGAAACUCAAAGACUCCGUUGACAUACGAGGACUUUACGAGUGUAUGUAAACUUUUGUUCACGACGGAUUAUGUUUGCUAGAUUUUGGAUGCGAUGACAACAAACACACAAACUCAACAAACCUCACGUAGCAGACAGCAGUGUUUCUAGGCCAACCGUGCUCUGUAGAUCUGUGCUGUACAAGGGCUCAACAUGAAUCCAUAUAAAAUGUAAUGUGAUCAUAUCGGUUGGUGUCUUUUAUCACGUUUCAGUUUGGUCCACCCAGUGUUUUGUUUUUUUUUCUCCUACAUGCUUCUGGUGCUUGUUGAUAAUGGACAAAUGAGCACAUUUUUUUUCAGAUACAAAUUUGUGAGCCACAGUCAUGAUGCCUGCUGGUUACUUACUACAGAUGCCAUUAAAUGCCUGAGAAUUUCUCAUCCAAAGUGUAUGUAUUUUUUAAAAAGAAAAUCACAUCUGAAAUAUAAAAACAAAGCAAAGACAGCUGAUAA